AUGGCUCCUAUUGAUGUGGAGAAAGCUAUUGAGGAACUCACAUUGGGUGAGAAGGUAGCCCUCACAGCUGGACGCGAUUUCUGGCACACAGUACCCAUUCCGCGCCUAAAUAUUCCCUCACUGCGCAUGUCAGAUGGCCCAAAUGGUGUUCGUGGCACCCGUUUCUUCAACGGUAUUCCCGCAGCCUGUUUCCCAUGCGCCACCGCCCUGGGCGCAACCUGGGAUGCCGAGCUGUUGUCGGAGGUCGGCACAUUAAUGGGCGAUGAAGCGAUUGCAAAGGGCACCCAUAUCGUCCUGGGUCCCACAAUCAAUAUUCAACGAUCGCCGCUCGGCGGUCGCGGAUUUGAGUCUUUCUCCGAAGAUGGUGUGCUCUCCGGUACUCUUGCAGGGCAUUUCUGCAAGGGUAUGCAGGAUAAAGGUGUCGCUGCGACACUGAAACACUUUGUCUGUAACGACCAGGAGCACGAGCGAAUGGCUGUGAACAGCAUUAUUACACAGCGUGCUCUGCGCGAGAUUUACCUGCUUCCGUUCCAAUUGGCUAUGCGGAUCUGUCGGUCUGCGUGUAUUAUGACUGCUUAUAACAAGGUCAAUGGUACACAUGUUAGCGAGAAUGAGUUUUUGAUUACUGAUGUUCUGCGAAAAGAGUGGGGAUGGGACGGUUUGGUUAUGAGUGACUGGUUCGGUACCUAUAGCACAUCUGACGCAAUAAAUGCUGGUCUCGAUAUCGAGAUGCCAGGAAAGUCUCGCUGGCGUGGAGAAGCUCUUGCACACGCCGUUUCGUCCAAUAAGGUAGCCCAGUUCAAGUUAGAUGAACGUGUGCGCAACAUCUUAAGAUUGGUCAACUAUGUUGAACCCUUGGGCAUUCCUGAAGGAGCGGAUGAGAUCGCGUUAAACCGACCCGAAGAUCAAGCAUUAAUGCGUCGCGCGGCCGCAGAGUCUGUGGUUCUGUUGAAGAAUGAGGGUGCCACCUUGCCAUUGAAAAAGGACCGGUCGCUACUUGUCAUUGGACCUAACGCCAAGCAGGCUGCCUACUGUGGUGGUGGCUCGGCUUCCCUGGCACCUUACUAUACUGUGACUCCGUUUGACGGCGUCUCAGCGAAGAGCAAUGGUGAUGUCAAAUUCGCUCAGGGUGUCUAUUCUCACAAGGAAUUGCCCCUUCUCGGUCCCCUCAUGAAGACCGAGGACGGCAAGACUGGCUUUACUUUCAAAGUAUACAAUGAGCACCCAAGUGCUGGCACAGAACGCACUGUAGUGGAUGAGCUACAGCUCAUUAACUCGCUUGGAUUCUUGAUGGAUUAUGUCAACCCUAAGAUCAAAUCCAUGACCUAUUAUGUUGAUAUGGAAGGAUAUUUUACGCCUGAGGAGAGCGGAGUCUACGACUUUGGCGUGACGGUUGUCGGUACUGGCCGCCUGCUUAUUGACGGUGAAGUUGUGGUAGACAACACCAAAAAUCAGAAGCAAGGCUCUGCUUUCUUCGGCACAGCAACAAUCGAGGAGCAGGGUGAGAAAGAGCUCAAUGCCGGACAGACUUACAAGGUUGUUUUCGAGUUUGGCACCGCACCCACUUCCGAUCUGGACACCCGUGGAAUUGUAGCAUUUGGUCCUGGUGGCUUCCGCUUUGGCGCUAGUCGUCGCGUCAGCCAGGAAGAACUGAUCUCCGCUGCCGUGGAGCAGGCAAAGACAGCUGAGCAGGUUGUUAUCUUCGCAGGUUUGACAAGCGAGUGGGAAACAGAGGGUUACGACCGUGACCAUAUGGAUCUACCCUCGGGAAGCGACGAGCUGAUCACCCGCGUGUUGGGCGUAAACCCGAAUGCCAUCGUCGUGAUUCAAUCCGGCACACCCGUGACCAUGCCAUGGGUAAAUGACGCGCGCGCAGUGGUGCAAGCCUGGUUCGGCGGUAAUGAGUGCGGCAAUGGUAUUGCAGACGUGCUCUACGGUGAUGUGAACCCGUCCGCCAAGUUGCCGGUCACCUUCCCCCGUCGCCUGCAAGACAAUCCGUCCUACGUGAACUUCCGCUCUGAGCGCGGCCGUGUUCUUUACGGUGAAGACAUCUACGUAGGUUACCGGUACUUCGAGAGGAGCGAUAUUGCCCCCGCAUUCCCCUUCGGUCACGGUCUAUCUUACACGACCUUUACCCGAUCGGACUUGAGUAUCCAGACCGUUCCCGAGCAGGCCAAGUACUCCGAGUCCGGAGAACCUAUCACCGCUGCUGUCACAGUUACCAACACUGGCUCCAUUGCUGGUGCUGAAAUUGUCCAGCUUUGGAUUGUUCCCCCCAAGACUGAUGUCAAUCGCCCUGUCCGUGAGCUCAAGGCUUUCCAGAAGGUGUUCCUCCAGCCCGGUGAAUCCAAGACCGUGCAGCUUUCUGUUGAGAAGAAGCUCGCGACGAGCUGGUGGGAUGAGCAGCGUGAGCAAUGGAUUUCCGAGAAGGGUGAAUACGAGGUCUUGAUCACUGGUACUGGCGACGAAGAGCUUCGAGGUCAAUUCGAGGUUGGCAAGACCCGAUUCUGGCUAGGGCUGUAG
Messenger RNA from Penicillium longicatenatum, 2523 nucleotides. RefSeq names its product beta-glucosidase. Gene Ontology annotation, molecular function: beta-glucosidase activity. The coding region runs from base 1 to 2523 and encodes 840 amino acids. The record is from RefSeq and is a predicted model, not a curated record. Gene Ontology annotation, biological process: glucan catabolic process. The transcript has 3 exons. NCBI's taxonomy places the organism in Eukaryota, Fungi, Ascomycota, Eurotiomycetes, Eurotiales, Aspergillaceae.